AUGUUGGGCCAGACCGCACCCAACAGCCCCAGGGGUGACUCCCCUUCGACGGGAACGGCGUUCAGCAUCACCACUUUGCUGGCCCGCACCAACAACCGGCCCACCAUCGCAGUCUUCCUAGACCUCGAGAAAGCAUUCGCGCUGGCCAGCCCUCACGCGAUCAUUGCAGCCCUCGUGAUGAAGGGGAUUCGAGGAAGACGGCACGCCUGGCUCCAAGACUACCUCCAACAUCGCCGGGCCAGAGUAAGUUUUCAGGGCCACAGAUUUUCCUACAGGGGAUUCGAGAACGGGAAGCCCAAGGACGGCAUCCUCAGCCCGUUCUUGUUCAGCUUACUGAUGGAGGAACUGGUGGAGCUGCCCUUCCGGGAGGGCACAGACCUCCUCAGCAACGCUGAUGACCUCGCCCUCGUCGUCACCGGGCGAGGAAACAAGCUCACCCGUGCCCAAGAAGCCCUGGACCUCAUCAGCGACAAGUGUGAGGAACUGGGCCUCAAGAUCUCGGCGGACAAUUCCCGGGCCAUGGCCAUCAAGGACACCACGCCUGCCUGCCAGCUGCGUGUCCAGGGAGUCGGGCUGGCCUGGACAGACUCCUACAAGUACCUCGGGGUGUGA
Messenger RNA from Eriocheir sinensis (Chinese mitten crab), 612 nucleotides. RefSeq lists its product as uncharacterized. The record is from RefSeq and is a predicted model, not a curated record. The coding region runs from base 1 to 612 and encodes 203 amino acids. The transcript is spliced from 2 exons. NCBI's taxonomy places the organism in Eukaryota, Metazoa, Arthropoda, Malacostraca, Decapoda, Varunidae.